AUGUCCUCUGGCUCUGCCCUUCCUCUCAAAGUGCCAUCCAACACGAACGCGACACCUUCCAAGGCUACGACAAACGGCUCGGAUCCCUCGGGAACAAGGACGCCUACGAGACAGCCAACUGCUGCUAUUCCUAAUGAGAUAUCCAGUCCACACGAACUUACUGCGUUCGUCGAAACUCUGCUAGAGCAGCUGGAAACCAAGUUCGACGACAUGUCCACGCAGAUCCUUGACCGCAUGAUGCAGAUGUCUCAGCGCGUCGACGCGCUCGAAGUUUCCAUCCAGGACAUCAUCAACGGAGACAUGAGCAGCACCACGCCCGUCACCUCCCAGUCGGGGACGCCACUCCCCACGGGUCCGAAGCGCAACCCCAGCGUCCAGUCGAUCAACCAGUAA
This is a messenger RNA of Coniophora puteana RWD-64-598 SS2, 393 nucleotides long. RefSeq lists its product as uncharacterized. Gene Ontology annotation, biological process: cellular heat acclimation. Gene Ontology annotation, molecular function: transcription corepressor activity. NCBI's taxonomy places the organism in Eukaryota, Fungi, Basidiomycota, Agaricomycetes, Boletales, Coniophoraceae. The transcript is spliced from 3 exons. Gene Ontology annotation, cellular component: cytosol; nucleus. The record is from RefSeq and is a predicted model, not a curated record. The coding region runs from base 1 to 393 and encodes 130 amino acids.